AUGAAUACCGAAUCUUAUCGUCUCGUGAAACUCGCAAUCCAAGUGAUAUCUGUAAUUGCUUCCCUAUUAAUUAACUCCCUCUUAAUCACCCUCAUUAUCACAAAGUCUCCAAAAAAUAUGGGAAAUUACCGCCAUCUUAUGGUUUAUUUUUGCUGUUGUUCCAUGAUUUUUGGAAUUUUGGAUGUGAUUGUGCAGCCGAAUAUCCUAACCUACAAAAGUGCAUUUUUCAUGGUUGUGGAUAUGAAAAGAAGGAAUUUUGCGCCUUGGUUUGGGAAAUUUGCAGUUUAUGCGUUAUGUGGAAGUUUUGGAAUAGCAAUUUAUGGAAUUGCAAUUCAUUUUGUUUAUCGAUCUUUUGCUUUGGAGAGACAAGGCCGAAUUCGAUACUUUAAAGGCGCAUUUCUCAUUUUUUGGUUUUCGAUUCCUCUGGUGGGCGGAGCCGCGUGGUUCCUAGUGACCGCCUACGUUUUUCCAAAGACCAAAAUGGAAACAGAGUAUAUAAGAUCAAUAGUAAACGAAACGUUCAACAUGGAUAUUGACAAUUGUGCUUACAAUGCAGGCGUAUUUUUCCCUCUUGAUGAAAAUGGAAAACAAGUAAUUGGAUGGUGGUCGUUUGCCGGAUUUGCUGGAUAUUUAACAAUUAUGAUUAUUCCAUUUUCCAUUAUUUUGAGUUUUGGAUUCAAAAGUUGGAGAAUAGUUGGAGGGUUAUUGGAACAAGGAGAUUCAGAAUUUGCUAAGAAUUUGCAGUUGCAACUUUAUAAGGCAUUGGUGGCACAGACAAUUAUCCCUGUCAUCCUCCUGUUCAUCCCAUUUGGACUCCUAUUCACUCUUCCGAUUUUUGAAAUCGAUUGCCAAUUUUUGGCGGCUUUGAUUUUUGCAAUUUAUCCAGCUGUUGAUCCAUUGCCAAUACUAUAUUUUGUGGAUUAUUAUAGAAUUCCUGUAAUUGACUUCUUCAAAACCACCAAAUGUCGAGCGAAUCGAGUUGGAAUGGAUAGUAUUGGAUCUACAGUUAUUGAGUGA
Messenger RNA from Caenorhabditis briggsae, 1017 nucleotides. The coding region runs from base 1 to 1017 and encodes 338 amino acids. Gene Ontology annotation, biological process: G protein-coupled receptor signaling pathway; olfactory behavior. The record is from RefSeq and is a predicted model, not a curated record. Gene Ontology annotation, molecular function: G protein-coupled olfactory receptor activity. The transcript is spliced from 7 exons. NCBI's taxonomy places the organism in Eukaryota, Metazoa, Nematoda, Chromadorea, Rhabditida, Rhabditidae.